AUGUUGGAUAGAACACUCGGUGUACCAGAACAUGAUGGUGAUCGUAAGAAACAUUCUGAAGUUGGUGUACACAAAACUAUCCAGCCCGAUAGCGACGAUUUUGUCGAUGACAUACCUCUGUCUCGUUUGGCAGAAAUCAAAAAAACUCGUCAUGGUACCCGACACCGUGCAAGCUUACCCGUAGUACAACAAGGUGACACUUCUACGAAGCUCGAUAAAACAGAAGAAGCGUCGAAUAGAAAUAAUGAUGCACUAGAACGCGCCGGUGGGCUUCCGAAGCGUUCCAAAGUUGGUGCACGCACGAGCCAGUAUGAUGCCGAUGAUUUUGUCGAUGAUGUACCUAUACGCUGUCAGGCAGAAAUCACAAAAUCUCGGAAUGAUAAGGGCAAGCGCAAAAUUGAUGAUACCGACAUUAUAGUCAAACAUUCUGUUGAUGAGGCUCCUGCCGUUGAUGUGGAAAGUGAUGACGAUGAAGUGUUUCCGAGUGUGUUUACGAGGACUUCAGUCGGUAUGUUUGUCAAGGCGAUUUCUGGUCUGUCAAAUGUCAAGAAGAAUGCAGUCUGUGAAAUGGGCUUUGGACGUUUGCUGGAGUUGUCCAUAACUACAACGCCGUUGAAGAUGGGUUUCUGGUUGGUAAACAACUUCAACCACCUGGACCGGAAGCUCCAAUUGUACGAUGGGGAGAAAGUGCACGUCAAGGAAGAAGAUGUAUAUGCUGUGUUUGGGUUGCCUCGUGGAGAGCUCGAGGUUAAUAAUAAAAAGAAGCGAGUUACAUCAAAUCUGUUGGAUGAGUGGAUCGCUCUCUUCGAUGUUAGAAGACCGUCGAACAUUACGGUGUCGAAGGUCUUGGAUAAGAUCAAUGAAUGCGAUGAUGGUGGUGUUUGGUUCAAGCACCAUUUCAUAGUCCUUAUGGUAUCGUGUUUGUUUGAAAGCUGUCUGAAUGGAAUGGCGAACUCCCGUAUAGUGCAUGCACUUGACGAUUUAUCGGACGUUUGCGAUAUGAACUGGUGUUCAUACAUGAUUAAAUGUUCGGUCGACACAAAGAAGACUUAUGCAGGGUCGUUACUGUUCUUGACGUUAUUCUACGUGGACAAGGUAGUGUUUUCCGUGAGAUCGGUCCCGCGGAGGUUCCCGAGGUUCAGCUCCUGGAGUAACGAGUCCUUAAGAAACAGAGAACGUGAUGAGAUCGCUUCGGGGGCCUUCGGGAGAGGUUUUGUGGAUGCAGACGCUCUCGAUAUCCACCAGCUUGAUAAAAUGGAUACGAACUCUGACGACGUCAUUGCUGGGGUCCCGGAGAAUUGUAGUGUACAAGAUUAUGUUCAUGAGUUUACGUCUAAAACACGGCUUCUUGCAACUACCGGGGUUGAAAUACUACAAUUGGUUGAAAAGGCCCCGCAAGUUCUACUUGAAGAUGAGAACUUUGUGAAAAUGAACGAGGCGGCGCAAAAGCUGCUUGGAGUGUACAAUGAAUUGCCACGCAGUGACCCGAACCAUCCCGUUAAUAGUCAGGAAUGUGGCCCAAUCGGAAAAAAGGAUGGCGUAACAGAUAAUACCAUUAGGGGUGGCGUUUCCCAGCAGACCGACGAUGCAUUCUGGAACGCUCCUGAUACAUUAGCUGCACUCGAUGAGGUUAUGAAUGCAAUUGAACGGCGGGACCGCUUCAAGAGGAUGCACAAUGAGGGGCCCAGUUACAGCUUGGGGUUGGGUUUGACUCCAGAUUAUGUUGUUGCCGCCGAUGACGUUGAUGAUGGCACACAUCAGCGUACGAGUGUGGAUAGAGAUAAAAACAUAGCUGGGACGUCACUUACUGUGGAUACGCAAAGAGGGUUGAGAUCUGACUCGGUUGUAGUCUGUACGAGGAAUUCGCUCGUGUUAAGAUGCUCGUGA
This is a messenger RNA of Striga hermonthica, 1887 nucleotides long. NCBI's taxonomy places the organism in Eukaryota, Viridiplantae, Streptophyta, Magnoliopsida, Lamiales, Orobanchaceae. The record is from the annotation of a GenBank genome assembly.